AUGCUUACACUGGAUGUAAGAUUAAACCAUUUGACAUCUCAUUUAAAACCAUCUCGCGUCACAGAUGGCCUAGCUCAAGCUAAUUCUCGCUAUGGUGCCAGUAGCGGAAAAAUCUGGCUUGAUGAUGUAGCCUCUCCAUGUGCUAAUGGGGAUCUUCGUCUUGCUGGUGGUAAUGUUGAACAUGAAGGGAGAGUAGAGAUAUGUCUUGGAAAUGUUUGGGGCACAAUUUGUCAUGAUUACUGGGACAAUACAGAUGCUCAAGUAGUUUGUAGUAAACUUGGAUAUCUAAAAACAGUUAACUCCACUGUGAACUGUAUUUAUGGUGAUGUGAGAUUGAUGGGUGGCUCAACAGACUAUGAAGGUAGAGUAGAAGUCUGUAUCAAUGGAGUGUGGGGGACAGUAUGUGAUGAUAGUUGGGGAAGUAGCGAUGCUACUGUUGUCUGCAAACAACUAGGAUAUGCUUACACUGGAUAUGCAGUUGCAUUCCGUUAUGCCAAGUUUGGUAACGGAAGAGGUAGUAUUUACCUUGAUGAUGUACAAUGUAGUGGAUCUGAGACAAGUUUACUAAGUUGCUCUUAUGAUUCCAACACUGGUGACUGUAGUCAUAGUCACGAUGCUGGAGUAAGAUUUAACUCCACUGUGAACUGUAUUUAUGGUGAUGUGAGAUUGAUGGGUGGCUCAACAGACUAUGAAGGUAGAGUAGAAGUCUGUAUCAAUGGAGUGUGGGGGACAGUAUGUGAUGAUAGUUGGGGAAGUAGCGAUGCUACUGUUGUCUGCAAACAACUAGGAUAUGCUUACACUGGAUUUAACUCCACUGUGAACUGUAUUUAUGGUGAUGUGAGAUUGGUGGGUGGCUCAACAGACUAUGAAGGUAGAGUAGAAGUCUGUAUCAAUGGAGUGUGGGGCACAGUAUGUGAUGAUAGUUGGGGUAGCGAUGCUACUGUUGUCUGCAAACAACUAGGAUAUGCUUACACUGGAUUUAACUCCACUGUGAACUGUAUUUAUGGUGAUGUGAGAUUGAUGGGUGGCUCAACAGACUAUGAAGGUAGAGUAGAAGUCUGUAUCAAUGGAGUGUGGGGCACAGUAUGUGAUGAUAGUUGGGGAAGUAGCGAUGCUACUGUUGUCUGCAAACAACUAGGAUAUGCUUACACUGGAUAUGCAGUUGCAUUCCGUUAUGCCAAGUUUGGUUACGGAAGAGGUAGUAUUUACCUUGAUGAUGUACAAUGUAGUGGAUCUGAGACAAGUUUAUUAGAUUGCGCCUAUGAUUCACACACUGGUGACUGUAGUCAUGGUCAUGAUGCUGGA
Molecule: messenger RNA, 1305 nt
Organism: Gigantopelta aegis
Lineage: Eukaryota; Metazoa; Mollusca; Gastropoda; Neomphalida; Peltospiridae
Product: neurotrypsin-like
Cellular component (GO): membrane
Source: RefSeq, a predicted model, not a curated record